Messenger RNA from Tetranychus urticae (two-spotted spider mite), 1896 nucleotides. The record is from RefSeq and is a predicted model, not a curated record. Lineage: Eukaryota; Metazoa; Arthropoda; Arachnida; Trombidiformes; Tetranychidae.
CCUCCUCUGUCUUUUUGUUUGUGUUUUCAAGUUUACGUGUCUUUCACAAAAUUUUGUGAAUUUAUGAUAUUAUUUAAUCAACAAUUUAUUUAUCAUCAUGAUCUUUAUCCUGUUGUAAACUAAACUAUGCUUAUAAAUCUGCUGUUCGUCAUCAAUUCUAUCUGAAUGAGGCAAAGUACUUAACUUAUGUGUUGUGUGUUCACUAUACCAUUUUUCCUCUUAUUCACUAUGCACCAAUUUAAUUAUAUAUGGUAUUCUUAACGCUGUUAAGUUUCGUUAGUUCUGUUCAAUAUUCGGUUGUGUGAAUAAUCUUUCAUCAAUAUCCUAGUAAUAACUUCAAUUCAUUCCAUUCAAUUUCGUGUCAUUUACUUUGGUUACCAUAGCUAUAAACAAAUACUAAAGAUAAAUAUGUAUUGGAUCAAAGAAUCAGGAACCAAUUGGUUACAAUCAUUCGUCAUUAACAUUGUUAAAAGAGGUAAACUUCCGCGGCAUAUCGCCUUCAUCAUGGAUGGUAAUAGGCGAUAUGCCAAGAAAAAUCAUCUUGCUCGGUCAACUGGCCAUCUUCAUGGUUUCGAUACUCUUUCUAAAAUUCUUGGUUGGUGUAAAGCUUUAGAUGUAAAGGAGAUAACUAUAUUCGCUUUCAGCUUUGAAAAUUUCAAACGAAGCCAAGAGGAGGUUGAUGAUUUGAUGGAAAUUUCAAGAGAAAAAUUUGACCUUAUGAUUAAAGAAAUUGAUAAGAUCAAUGAACAUGGUAUUUGUGUAAGAUUUUGGGGAGAGCUUGAACUUCUUCCAGAUGACAUUCAAGAAAGGUUCACGUUCAUAAUGUCAGCGACUCGUGACAAUAAAAGAGCUUACUUAAAUGUUUGUUUUGCAUAUUCAUCGCGAUGUGAAAUUGUUGGUGCAAUGAAUAAAAUAAAAGACGAAGUUGUAAAUACGAAAUUAAAAAUUAGUGAUAUCAAUGAAAAUUUAAUAACCGAUUACCUUUACUCUGCUGGUAGCCAACCGCCUGAUUUGUUGAUAAGAACUUCUGGUGUAGUUCGAUUAAGUGACUUUUUAUUGUGGCAAUCAAGUUUCACUAUCAAUGCCUUUGUCGAUGUACUAUGGCCAGAGUUUUCUUUCUGGGAUUUAAUAGGAUGUUUAUUGAAUUAUCAAAGAUACGAAGCUCAAGUUAACCAGGCUCGAAGGACAUAUCUAUCAAAGAAAAUUUUACCUGAAAAAAGUGUAACAAAGAAACUUCCGUGUCAAGUCAACAAUUAAUCAUAAUCAGAGUUGCUUGUUUUUUUUCAAUUCAAUAAGCGUGUGAUUUUGUGCAGUUUGGAGAAACCUGUAAAGAAUGAUUAAGGUCAAGUCAUGUUAGGUUAACCGAAUUGCAAUUGUUACUUGUCAGAAUCAGAAUGUAAUAACAUGAAGAAGAAAAGGAAGAGCAAAAGAAGUAAAAAAGUCAUCAUGUGUGUUAUGAUGAGACUUUAUCUACUGAUUGUUACCGGUUAGCUUGUGUGUGAGUGUCCUAUAAAAAAAUGAUUAUGAUGAGUUGUAAUUCUUUUGAUCUUUCUCUUCUUUCCUUAUUGUUGUCAUCUUAUUCAGAAAUAUAUAUUUAUAUAUUUAUUUUUGUAUUGAAACGCUAAGGGAAGAAGCCAAACGUUGUUUGAGCAGAGUUUUAAGCCAAUUGUAAUGUCAAUAGAUAACAAAAAUUUACCAUUUGAUGAUUGUGAUGAAAUAAUGAUUUAUUAUGAUCAUGAAUAUGCAAUUACUUCCUAAGAAAUUUACUUUCAACUAAUUAUUCAGAAUAUAAUUUACUCAGGAUAAUGAAUAAAUUCCAAAGUGUAAAAUUUAGCGUUGAAACGCACACGUUUAAUGAAAAUUAUUGUAAUGAUAAACUCAAUUUUAUAUUUUUAA